GUCCCACAGAAACACGUUUUGAAGUCAAGAAAUGGCCCCCGUCGUUUUGCUUUACAGUCCAACAAUUUGGGAAAGUCCGAAGACUACAACCUUAUCUUCCUCCAAAUCUCGUAGAUUUCUAUGUUCAGCUGUUCACAUACGGGAAAUAUAGGAUUCUUUGUAUCAUUAGCCCUCAGAAAUCAGAAAUCUCGGCCGCCAUCGUUUUUUUAAUUUUCUUCAACUCCAUAUAUUUUUUUCUUGUAUAUAUAUAUGUAUAUAUAUAUUUACAUCUGCCAUUUUUUAUGUAUUGAACAUUUCUCAUUAAGUUAACAUAAAAUAUUAUGGCUCCCUGGAUGACAUGGAAAUUUUUCCUACUCAGUUGUUUCAAGGCCAAGAGUCUGCCUACAGAAACCAGGUGUAAAGUGUUGAAACAAGAUUACGUCCAAAGGUUAUCACUUGCUGAUAUAAGUGAUCCCGGCUCGCCGCUUUCGGCAAGUGAUCUCUCUAAUUCUGUCAUUGCAUCAAAUCUUCAUAUUUUCACUCUGGCAGAACUUAAAGAGAUUACACAUGACUUUUCAUCAAGUAAUUUUCUUGGUGAAGGUGGAUUCGGGCCGGUGCACAAGGGAUUUGUUGAUGAUAAGUGUAGGCCGGGAAUGGAGACUCAGCCUGUUGCUGUUAAGUUACUUGAUUUGGAUGGCACACAGGGCCACAGGGAGUGGAUGACUGAAGUCGUCCUUCUCGGGCAACUAAGGCACCCCAAUCUUGUGAAAUUGAUUGGGUAUUGUUGUGAGGAUGAGCACAGGCUUCUUGUUUAUGAAUACAUGGCUAGAGGAAACCUUGAAAAUCAAUUAUUCCGAAGAUAUACUACUUCAUUGCCAUGGUUGACGAGGAUAAAAAUUGCGGUUGGUGCUGCAAAAGGCCUAGCAUUUCUUCAUGGGGAAGAGAAACCAGUGAUAUAUAGGGAUUUCAAGACUUCAAAUAUACUGCUAGACUCUGACUAUACUGCUAAGCUUUCUGAUUUUGGGCUAGCAAAGGAUGGUCCGGAAGACAAUGAAACUCAUGUGUCAACGCGAGUCAUGGGCACCCAUGGCUAUGCAGCACCUGAAUAUGUUAUGACUGGUCACUUGACAACGAUGAAUGAUGUUUACAGCUUUGGCGUGGUUCUCUUAGAAUUACUCACUGGGAAACGGGCAAUGGAUAAGAACCGUCCUGCUAGAGAGCAGAAUCUGGUGAAGUGGGCAAGACCUUUUCUGAAGGAUCCUCAUAAGCUAGACAGAAUAAUGGAUCCAAGACUUGAAUGUCAAUAUUCAAUUGAAGGAGCCAAGAAAGUGGCUGCAUUGGCUUUUCAAUGCCUGAGCUAUAACCCUAAAUCCAGGCCAACAAUGAAUCAGGCUGUGAAAAUCUUGGAGCCUGUCUUGGAAUUGAAUGAUAUCCCAGUUGGUUCCUUUGUGUAUAUUGCUCCCACAGAGGGUAAACUAGAAGAGGGUGAUCCAAAGGAAGUACAACAUGAACAAAUUAAUGAGGAAAAAUUGCAAGGAAAUGUGAAUGAAAUCAAUCAAGAAGAGGAGGAAAGAAAGAAAGAGAGAGGGUACAAUCAGCGACGAAAAGGUUACAGGCAUAUGCAUAGACUAAGGUCUCGUGCCAUCUAUUCUGAUACUGCUCUAUAUAAAACGACAAGGAAUGAAAUGAAAUAUCCCGUCUCUAGACGGUAUUGAGCUGGAACAACCUGUUCCAUUCUCAUUAUGAACACAUGGCAGUGACACAAUAGAUAAAAUGUCCACGAGAUACUGAGUAUAAACAUGGAAAAGUUGUGAUCAAAUUUGUUUUAAAUCUUCUAUUCUUUGUUUGUUUUUUAGCUUGUCCCGAUUUUCUUCUUACA
This is a messenger RNA of Olea europaea var. sylvestris, 1858 nucleotides long. Its product is annotated as serine/threonine-protein kinase RIPK-like. Gene Ontology annotation, molecular function: ATP binding; protein kinase activity. The record is from RefSeq and is a predicted model, not a curated record. Lineage: Eukaryota; Viridiplantae; Streptophyta; Magnoliopsida; Lamiales; Oleaceae. Gene Ontology annotation, biological process: protein phosphorylation. The transcript has 5 exons. The coding region runs from base 321 to 1694 and encodes 457 amino acids.